Molecule: messenger RNA, 1829 nt
Organism: Megachile rotundata (alfalfa leafcutting bee)
Lineage: Eukaryota; Metazoa; Arthropoda; Insecta; Hymenoptera; Megachilidae
Molecular function (GO): nucleic acid binding
Source: RefSeq, a predicted model, not a curated record
GACUAACAAUUGGUUAAAUCGCUUUUAACGUGUUCUUAAAGUCUAGGUUAAAGUGGACGCGUAUACUAGCGCCAGGAUAUUGUAAUAGUGGGAAAAACUACUGCUAUUUAAAUAUUAGCUCAACCCUAUCAAUUGCUCAAUUGUAUUCAUUUAUAUUUGAUAGUGGACACAUGAAUCUUUAUUCUAUUACGAAAUUGUCCCAAAAUUUUUCUACGAUUCUCCCAAAGAUUAGGAUUCCCCCACACUUUCUCAGGAUUCUCCUAAGUUUUCCCUAGGAUCUUGUGUCUAGCUUUUCAAACACGCUUCAAACAUAAAUAUAACCUAAACUCAUAACAACGUGGUGGUUGACACGUAUUUGUUUAAAACUUGGAAAGAAUUAAGAAAUGAGAGUAAGGAGGAAAUCAGAAGGGAAACGACGGCAAGAAAAGGAAAGAGCUUUAUACGUUCGUCUGCCGCAUACAAUACGUAAAGAGGAAGAUGUCGCGAAAUUAUUUACAGGCGAUUUUAGAGUUAAUCUUCCUCGACAAAGUAGCAGGCAUUGCUAUGUGAUAUUCUCUGAUGUUGAAGAAAAAUUGAGAAAUUUAAAAGCAGCACAAAACAGUGUGAUAAAUGGGAAACAUGUUAUAGUUGCUCCUGCAAUUAUUAAGGAUAAGAAGGAUAGAAUUAGUAAGAAGAAAAUUGUUAUACCUGAAAUAAAAGAUGAUCCAAAAGUAACAAGAAUCCUUUUCGUUUCAAACAUUAAUCUCGAAACAAAACCCGAAGAAAUAAAGGCAGCUAUUCCAGGAUGUCUGACUGUGAAAAUAUUGAAACCAUAUUCAAAAAAGUCUAAGGCUGCAAUUGUUAAAAUGGAAAGUGCACGAACAGCAGCAGAGUAUUUGCAGAAGAUACGAAGUAGGCCAAUUGUUGGAGGACGUAGAUUAAGAUUAAAUCCUGAUACUAGACAUAGGAAAAAGCAAUCAAAAGGACUUAAAAUCUAUGAUGGUGAAACAGAAAUACCUAUGCAGAAAAGCACUUCAAGGGAAAAUAACAAACCUUUAGAUCAUAUCGUACUUGAAAGCAAAACUUCGAGUUGAGUGUUUUAUUAUGACUUGCAAUUACAUACGUUAAAUUCCAUUAUUUAUAUAAUAUUCAAUGUAUAUAAUGACAACCAGAUCUUUGUAAAUAAAAAUAAAGUCAUAAGGAGUAAAAAUUAGGAAACUGUUUUAACAUACAUGGAAUUUGCAGCAAAGUUCUCAGAAACAAAUUACAUUAAUUUAUAAUUCGUAUUACUAAAAAUUUCAAUAUUAAUAACAUUUUUGUUCAAUAGUAAUUUUAAUCUCGAUAUUAUCUAUUACAAAAAACAUUUCAUAUAUUUUAACAGAAAUGAUUUAAAUUUCCAUCUCUUGUAAUUUCUUUUUUACUUUUUAAAUACGUUAUUUACGCAACAGUGAAGGUAACCGAGGCUGAUAAUAAAAUGAUACAGUAGUUGACAAAUGAGUCAUUUUAUAUAAUCAAGAGAACUCACGAUAUACUAUAAAUAAUCGUGCAUUUAAACAUACACAUGGCACUUUCAAGAGAUUGUAUUGUAACAUGCGUGAAUGUAUGCAAAUUCCAUAUUGAAAAGUAUUUAUUCGCGGAAAGCGUGCAAUAAUGAUAUGCGUGCUUAAAAAAACGAUCUCAAAAGUCAACGAUCAAGGUGAAAUCUUCAGUCCUGCAUGUAAAGUGUCAGGAUAAUACGCGAUUUAAAAGCAGUUUAGUGAAUCAUUUGAACGAGUAAUGUAGUGUAAUAGUCGUUCUCGUCGAAUUACAUACAUUAAAAAAACAGAAAUAAAAUCUCUUGACAAAAAUAA